Messenger RNA from Nerophis ophidion (straightnose pipefish), 4554 nucleotides. Its product is annotated as zinc finger protein OZF-like. Gene Ontology annotation, molecular function: DNA-binding transcription factor activity, RNA polymerase II-specific; RNA polymerase II cis-regulatory region sequence-specific DNA binding. Gene Ontology annotation, cellular component: nucleus. Gene Ontology annotation, biological process: regulation of transcription by RNA polymerase II. The record is from RefSeq and is a predicted model, not a curated record. The coding region runs from base 135 to 1739 and encodes 534 amino acids. The transcript is spliced from 3 exons. Lineage: Eukaryota; Metazoa; Chordata; Actinopteri; Syngnathiformes; Syngnathidae.
AAACACGUGUUUCACUGGGACAAUAGUGAGUGGUGCACACUUCCUUCGCCCGGCCACAGAACAACAAAAAGAGUUGCUGGUGUAACAAUAGGAAGAAUAUAUUCCACUCCUCUCUUGUACACGCGGCUUAUGAGAUGAACGCUGGUCAAGAAGAACGUCCCCUUCAGCAGCAGGAGGAUCCACAGCCCCCCCACAUUAAAGAGGAAGAGGAGGAUCUCUGGGUUACUCAGGAGGAAGAGUUUCUUCCAGGGCAGGAGGAGGCUGAUCUCAGCAAGUUUCCACUGACUGUUGUCUCUGUGAAGACUGAAGAGCAUGAAGACAAACCACCUGAGUCCUCACAGCUUCAUCACAGUCCAAACGUCCAGCUGCUGAUGGGUAAUCCAGAUGGAGUUUCCCCUCAGUCAGGGGGGAGCUCCACUUUGAAGCAGGAGACUCCACAACCACCCUGCAUUAAAAAGGAAGAGGAGGAAUUCUGCCUCACUCAGGAGGGAGAGUUUCUUCUAGGACGAGAGGAAGCUGAUUACACCAAGUUUCCACUGAGGAUUCUCUCUGUGAAGACUGAAGAUGAUGAAGAGAAACCACAAGUAGGCAACCUCUUAGCUCCACUAUCCGAUAGUGAGGCUGAAGACGAGGUUGAAGUAACUUUGAGCAGCGAUACAGACUUUGAAGGCGAUAUAAGGACUCACACUGACAACAAACACUCUGAAUGCUCAACAAAGAAGAGAGGUAAAAAAUGUUUGAGCUGCUCAGUUUGUGUUCAAAGUUUUACUAAAAUGAGCCAUUUGACUGAACACAUGAGAACACACACAGAAGAAAAACCUUUCAAUUGUUCAGUUUGUGGAAAAAGCUUUUCUCAAAUGAGCUCUUUGACUCAACACACGAGGACACACACAGGUGAAAAACCAUUCAAGUGUUCAGUUUGUGGCAACAGCUUUUCUCAAAAUGGCUCUUUGACUCGACACAUGACAACACACACAGGAGAGAAAAAAUUUAACUGUUCAGUUUGUGGCAAAAGCUAUUCUCGAAUUAGCAUUUUGACUGUACACAUGAGAACACACACAGGAGAAAAACCAUGUAAUUGUUCGUUGUGUGGCAAAAGCUUUUCUCAAAAUAGCCAUUUGGCUGAACACAUGAGAACACACACAGGAGAAAGAACAUUUAAGUGUUCAGUUUGUGGCAAAAGCUUUUCUCGAAAUAGCUCUUUGACUGAACACAAGAGAUUACACACAGGAGAAAAAACAUUUAAUUGUUCAGUUUGUGGCAAAAGCUUUUCUCUAGGUAGCUAUUUGAUUCAACACAUGAGAACACACACAGGUGAAAAUCUAUUUAAGUGUUCAGUUUGUGGCAAAAGGUUUUUUCGAAAUAGCUCUUUGACUCGACACGUGAGAACACACACAGGUGAAAAAACAUUUACGUGUUCAGUUUGUGGCAAAAGCUUUUCCAGAAAUAGCUAUUUGACUCAACACAUGAGAACACACACAGGUGAAAAACCGUUCUAUUGUUCAGUUUGUGGCAACAGCUUUUCUCAAAAAAGCUCUUUGAGUCAACACAUGAAAACACACAAAGGAGGAAAACCAUGUAAUUGUUCAGUUUGUGGCAAAAGUUUUUCUCGAAAUAGCGUUUUGACCGUACACCUGAGAACACACACAGGAGAAAAGCCAUAUAAUUGUUCAGUUUGUGGUGACAGAUUUUCUCGGAAUAGCAUUUUGUCUAAACACAUGAGAACACACACAGGUUAAAAACCAUUUAGUUGUUCAGUUUGUGGCAAAAGCUUAUGUGUCAAGAGAAAAUUAACUCAACACAUGAAAACACACACUGGAGGAAAACCAUUGAGUUGUUCAAUGUGCGGUAAGAGGUUCCCACUUAAAGGGGAACAUUAUCACCAGACCUAUGUAAGCGUCAAUAUAUACCUUGAUGGUGCAGAAAAAAGACCAUCUACUUUUUUAACCGAUUUCCGAACUCUAAAUGGGUGAAUUUUGGCAAAUUAAACGCCUUUCUGUUCAUCGCUCUUUUUGCGAUGACGUCAGAACGUGACGUCACCGAGGUAACACACCCGCCAUUUUCAUUUUCAACACAUUACAAACACCGGGUCUCAGCUCUGUUAUUUUCCGUUUUUUCGACUAUUUUUGGGAACUUUGGAGACAUCAUGCCUCGUCGGUGUGUUGUCGGAGGGUGUAACAACACUAACAGGGAGGGAUUCAAGUUGCACCACAGGCAAGAAAUCUGCCGCCAGACCCCUAUUGAAUGUGCGGGAGUGUCUCCACAUUUUACCGGCGAUGACAGACAUGGCACAGAGAUGUAUGGAUAACCUGCAGAUGCAUUUGCAACGAUAAAGUCAACGAAAUCACAAAGGUGAGUUUUGUUGAUGUUGUUGACUUAUGUGCUAAUCAGACAUAUUUGGUUGCGGCGUGACUGCCAGCUAAUCGAGGCUAACAUGCUAUUUACCGGUGGUGCUAAAGCAGACAUGGCACAGAGAGGUAUGGAUAACCUGCAGAUGCAUUUGCAACUAUAAAGUCAACUAAAUCACAAAGGUGCGUUUUGUUAAUGUUGACUGCCAGCUAAUCGAUGCUAACAUGCUACGCUAAUCGACGCUAACAUGCUAUUUACCGGCGGUGCUAAGACAGACACGGCACAGAGAUGUAUGGAUAACCUGUAGAUGCAUUUGCAACUAUAAAGUCAACUAAAUCACAAAGGUGAGUUUUGUUAAUGUUGACUGCCAGCUAAUCGAUACUAACAUGAUAUGCUAAUUGAUGCUAACAUGCUAUUUACCGGCGGUGCUAAAGCAGACAUGGCACAGAGAUGUAUGGAUAACCUGUAGAUGCAUUUGCAACUAUAUUACGUUUCCUUCCACCCACAUUUAAUGCGAAACAAACACUUACCAAUCAAAGUACUUAAGUUGCUCCAGUGUCACGAGAUGCGAAAGUCUUGAUCGUUUGGUCCGCACAUUUUACCGGCGAUGCUAACGCAGCUAUUCGGCCAUGCUAUGGCUAUGAAUAGCGUCAAUAGCUAUUCGCUCAAUAGCUUCAGUUUCUUCUUCAAUACUUUCAUACUCCAACCAUCUGUUUCAAUACAUGCGUAAUCUGUUGAAUCGUUUACGCCGCUGAAAUCCGAGUCUGAAUCCGAGCUAAUGUCGCUAUAUCUUGCUGUGGUAUUCGCCUUUGUUUGUUUACUUUGGCAGCACUGAAUGACGUCACAUGGAAAUGGAUAGUCGAAAUAGCGAAAAUCAAGCACUUUAUAGUUUUUUUCAGGGAUAUUCAGGGACCGGUAAAAUUUUGAAAAAAAUGUCAAAAAAUACAACAGGCCACUGGGAACUGAUUUUUAUUGUUUUCAACCCUUUUGAAAUUGUGAUAAUGUUCCCCUUUAAAGGAAACUAAAUGAGCUCAAAUAUAGCUACAAAUGAGGCAUAAUGAUGCAAUAUGUACAUACAGGUAGUCUAAAUAGCAUGUUAGCAUCAAUUAGCUUGCAGUCAUGCCGUGACCAAAUAUGUCUGAUUAGCACACUCCACAUAAGUCAUAAAUCAUUCAUGCACAGCAUAAUAAGUUUGGUGGACAAAAUGAGACAGAAAAAGAAGUGGCAUAAAUCAUAUCCCGGGGGUUUACCUCGCUUGUCUGCGGGAACAGACGGCCGUCGUCCCUGAAUAGCUCGCACACUCCGGCAGAUUCAGCGGUGGUCUAUUUUCCAAUAUUGCAGAUUUCUUUGACUUUAUCGUUGGAAAUGCAUCUGCUUUGAGUGUCGCAGGAUAUCCACACAUUCUUGCCAUCUCUGUCGUAGCAUAGCUGUCGUCGGUAAAGUGUGCGGAACAAACGAGGGACUUUCGCACCUUUUGGCCAGUGGUGCAACUUGAAUCCGUCUGUUGGUGUUGUUACACCCUCCGACAACACACCGACGAGGCAUGAUGUCUCCAAGGUACAGGAAAACAGUCGAAAAAAUGGAAAAUAACAGAACUGAUUUGACUUGGUGCGUGUAAUGAGAUUGAGAAAAUGGCGGAUCGCUUCACGUUGUCAUAUGUCACGGGUCAAAGGUCAUCGCUCUGACAGGCUAUCAAUUGAAAGGCGUUUAAAUCGCCAAAUUCGCCUUUUUAGACUUCGGAAAUCGGCUAAGAAAACAUAUGGUCUUUUUUCGGCACCAUCAAGGUAUAUAUUGACGCUUACAUAGGUCUGCUGAUAAUGUUCCCCUUUAAAGACAAUCCCAGUUUUCUAGAGGAUAUAUAAGUAGAGGUCCAUCAGUGUUGCCAACUCCUCAGUAAGGAACGCAGCUAUUGGCUGUCCUAGAAGACGACAUCGCCUGGUUUACAUAAUCUGUUGGAUUUAUUAUGUGUGUUUGUUAUGUUUAUAUGUAUUUAUGGCGGGCUUGCUUGGGAGUUUUAAGAUGGGCGUGGCUACCACUGUCAGGUGACUACUUGGGUAGCUUUUAAAAAUGGUGUCAUUGUUCGUUUGGGAAAAUACAGCGUGCUUCGUCACCGGCAUACCUCGCUGGUUAUUACUGUACAGUUAGUUCCGUAUUGGCCCUCUGAAUAGGGGUCGUCACUCAGCAUAAAAGGAAUUACUCGCUGUG